Molecule: messenger RNA, 3108 nt
Organism: Symbiodinium sp. CCMP2592
Lineage: Eukaryota; Dinophyceae; Suessiales; Symbiodiniaceae
Source: the annotation of a GenBank genome assembly
AUGCCAAUGCCGCCGGUUCCGGCAAACGAUGGCGACAAUCCAGCGGUGGAAGUAUCGGGCACGGGCGGCUCUUCUGGUGCUUUCUCUAGCACGGUAAAGCUGAGGACUGAGGAAGGAAAGCUCAUCGAGAUCGAUUCCUUGCAAAUGCCAACGGGUGUCAAGAAGGUCCUGCACGAGCUGGAUCUUGACAGUACAGGAAUCGUGGAUGAGAAGAAUCUCGAAGACUCACUCCGGUGUCUGAAGCACUUGAAGAACGGCCUGGACACGGAUGGAAGUGGUCAUGUCAGCAAUCAAGAGAUGGAGGACGGAGUUGCGCUGCUGACCAAGCUGAUGAAGGAGAAGUCUCUCAAUUCGACAGAGAUGCCAUACAAGCACCUACCAGACUGCAUUCAGGAAGUGAUGCGCGAAUGGGAUGCUGAUGGCAGUGGCAUGGUGGGUGUUUCCGAGCUGUCUGCCGCAGCAACCGCAUACAAGAAGGUUCAGCAGGAGGGUCGCAUGAUGAGAAAGAUCAUUCUGGGAUUGAGCAUGGUUAUCCUCCUGUUGAUGAUCGGCAUGUUCAUUCUGUCCUGGGCAGCUGCUGAAAUGGCAAAGGAGAUGCGAGGUGAUGGGGAUGCUAUCAUGGCGAACUCCCAGGGCAUGGUUGUGAAGGUGGCAAGUUCAGACUUCGAGAUGGCCCCUGAUGGAACGCUAAUCAUUCGAGGAGCAGGGUCAGUCAAUGCGACAUGUCCGGAAAAUCAGACGUGCCGACGACUGGAGAGCUCUGCAAGUAAGCUCCAAGUUGCAAACUCGGAGACGCCUCGGCGCUUGUCCUCUACACUUCCAGACGCUUCCUUCAAAGAGCUGAAGUCUUUGACGCUUAAAGACAACUUGGGCCACGCACUGAAGGUCUCCAUUACCAGCUGGCAGCGUCUCUCUCUGCGCUCUUCCAAGUGCGGUUCGGUGAUUCAUUUGAAUGGCGACCAUGGCACCUUAACCUUGGAUGACUAUGACAUGACAGCCGACGCCCAGAUGGAGGGCUACGUCAAGGAUGCAGGCAUGGAGGGACUCUUCGAGGACGGACCCAUCUCUGGGUUUGGGCGUCGGCUCAGCUCCACCGACGGCCUUCUCGAGGGCUUCUUCAACAUGCUUGAAGACAUUGAGUGGGCAUGCGAGUCCGUUGACUUGCCGAAUCCCAACGACAUGCCUCAGUUCUACUAUGCAAAGAUGCACGUAAAGCAUCUGCAUGGGCAGCCUGAGCGUGGAUACUCGCAGUUCUUCACUGACGCCGAGGGAAACUUUCUGACGGUCCCGGGAGUGAUUGUGGAAGAUGGCAAGGUCUACAAGACCUGGACAGAGGAGCUGGUGAAGUCUGCAUCUCUCACUGCUUACAUGAGCCACUAUGCCAUGCAUCCUUUCCAGCGAGAGCUGCGACUGAAGAGGUCUGGAGAGCAGGUGAUCCAGGCCAAGAUCGAGGCCAAGGGCAAAGUGGGAUAUCGCUGCCUGGUGGAGACUCCACAAAAAGCCACGAUUGCUGCAGCUGCCGAGAAUGCCUUGCCGAGCCUGGAAUUCCGUGGUGUGGUGGUAGAGAAUGGCACCGUCUUGCGCCACUGGAGGAUGGAUCCCUUGGGAGAUCUGGAGCGCGGCGGAAAUCUGGACGCACAUGAGAUGCAAAUUGCCAUGAUGGAAGCCGGAUUGAUCCCCAAUGUGGUGGACUACUUUGACGUGGACACAGAUCCCAAAGGAAAGUUCGAGCCUGGCCAACCCUAUCGCGUCCGGAUGUACUCGACUGUUUCCGGUUCGAAGGUCGACACGACGAAGCAGUACGUUGAGAUCGUUUCCUUGCCUUCUGCUUUCGAGAUUCCGGGAAUGUUCGACUAUUUCAACGUCACAAUGCUUGACGAGGGAUGCAGAUUCUCCAGGGAGCUGCAGCAGCAAUUCAAUGAAUCCAACUCCAGCAAUCUGAGCAUGGCAGCCAGAAUGCUGGUCGACGAGGUCGAGAUGUUGGAUCGAACCAAUCGAUCUUCCACAAGCGCCGAUUUCAAGAUGCCGCCGGAAAUCUAUCCCUGGUCAGAGUUUCCAAACAGUGUUGCCUGGACGUUCGACGAGCUCAAAAAGCGAGCUUCGGCUGGCAAUUUGCAUGAUGAUGCCCUGACAUUGGCGAGGACUAGCAAGUACUGGGAUGCCAUCUUCACACUUCGGGAGAACCAGGCACGCCGCCUGGAUGAUGACGACAAUCCUUUCUGGAAGUACAAGGCAUGGGUCACUCCGGAAAAGAUUGACAUCGAGGUUGAAGCAGGCAAAGCGAAGCUGCAGUUCUUGGUGCAGUACUGCAACCUCUGGAAUCCGACUGCGACGAACUGGGGUGCUUGCAUGACCGGACGAGCCGGAGGCGGCGACAUCGUGAAGCUGGAAGCCUACUGCAGCGGCCGGCAGAUCAUGUUCCCCUUCCCCAAGGUCCAGAUGGAGCUCGGCGGUCUGUUGGUCUACGAUGACACGAGCGCAAUGGGCAUCGACACGGGCAAAAGAAUCUACAUGAGCCCCAUCGCCGCGAGGGGUAAAGCUCUUCGGAUGGAUGGCUGGAGUUACAAAUUCGCGAAUCCUGGCGAUGCUGGAACAACGUUUAUUCUUGAGUCUGCAGAUGGUGGCAUUGGCGUACUUGGCAGCGAUGCACGGGUCUGGAUCAAAAACACGGGCGGACGUUGGAUGCAGGACAACCGAGGGAACGCACGAGUAACAAAUGGCCCUCCCCGCGGUUGGGAGAAGUUCAACGUGUUGGAUGCUGGCGGUGGCAAGGUGUGGUUGAGGAGCCACCGCGGCGAAUAUUUGGGCGUCGAGGAGACGGGUCCGCAACCGGGCGCCUUGGCAGGUGAUCGCCUCGGAGAGGAAGAUCGACGUUGCAGGGGAAGCAGCAAGACGUACAGAUCGACGAAUGCCGCCGGAGGUCAAGAAUGGCGAAGGUUCGGUCGGAGGCGCUGGGGCACAUCAAACGAUGAGUGGCGAUCAGCACGUGCAACUGGCGAUUGCCAAAUGGUCGAGUUUUACGAUGAGGACGAGGAUGUGAGUGGCUACGAGGACAACCAGUAUGUGUUUGGCAAUUUCGACUGUGAAGACUUCAAGGUAAAGAGCUGA